AUGGGCGCGUAUUCUCUGUUGGAAAAAAUACGGCCAGGCCCCCCGUCCCUGCGCAUUCUGGUCAGGGUGGUCCCGGCCGCCCUCAUCGUCAUCGUUCUCUUCUUCCUCUUCGCCUCCCAGAAACCCCGCGAAAUCAUCGCGAUAUCGGGUCGUCCACCUCCUGUGGUGCCACCUCCGCCUCGACCCUCGGACGCCUUGAACGCCUCGAACGCUACGAACACCCAGAACACCCAGAAUACCCAGAAACCCCAGAAUACCCAGAAUACCAAGCCCACCUGGCAAUGGUCCCCGGAGCACGAUGCCGACAACUUUGGUCUGUCUGAAGAACAGUGUCUCAUCGCCUUCCCCAAGCAAUAUGCCGACUUGGACAAGUCGGUCUCAUUAUGGGCCGAGAGACGGAUCAAACCUGAGGAUCUUGAUGCCCGCCCGGUGCAUACCAGUCUGAUCCGGGCGAUGAUUUACGAAGGACAGUUAUUUAUCAUUGAAUAUGGCCCGCAAACCCAAACGCAAUCGCGAGGACCGGCGACUCUCUUCGCACUCCACCGCGCCCUCACUGCAUUCCCCGACCGCCAUCUCCUCCCCAACAUCGAGUUCGUCCUCACGACCGAGGACUACGACAAGGACGAAGAUCCGACCGCGCCCAUCUGGGCAUACACCAAACAAGACGAAGAUGACCUGGUGUGGAUGAUGCCCGACUUUGGCUACUUCUCAUGGCCCGAAUCCAAGGUGGGCGCAUACCACGAAAUGCGUAAACGGAUUAUGGCCGUCGACGAGGGUGGCCUCGGGCCCGACGGCAACCUCACGGCGCCGCUGCCGUUCCACAACAAAACGCCGCAGAUCGUCUGGCGCGGCGUGACCUGGACGAACGAGGAGAUCCGGGGCCAGUUGAUGGAGGUCACCAAGGAUCAGAGCUGGGCCGACGUCCAGGUGAUCGACUGGGGCGACCGGGACAACCCCAACAGCAACCUGAUCCCCAUCGAGGAUCACUGCCGAUACAUGUUUGCCGCGCAGACCGAGGGCAAGAGCUACUCGGGCCGCGCCAAGUACCUGCUGAACUGCCGCUCCGUCACCGUCUCGCACCCCACGCUCUGGCGCGAGCCGCACCAGUCCGCCCUGGUGGCGGAGGGGCCCGACGCCAAUUAUGUCGAGGUCUACAGCGACUGGAGUGACUUGCCCCAGAAGAUUCAGUACUUCAUCGACCAUCCGGCCGAGGCCGAACGCAUCGCCAAUAACUCCAUUGCCACUUUCCGUGAUCGCUACUUGACCAACGCCGCCGAGGCCUGCUACUGGCGUCAAUUGAUCCGCAAGUGGGGGUCCGUCAUGGAUUUCCAGCCCGCUGCAUUUAUUGUCACGUCCGAGGGCAAAUUGGCGCGGCGCGGGGAUUCAUAUGAGGACUGGGCGCUGAAGGGGCCCCGGAGUGAAUAA
This is a messenger RNA of Penicillium alfredii, 1425 nucleotides long. Its product is annotated as Lipopolysaccharide-modifying protein. The record is from RefSeq and is a predicted model, not a curated record. NCBI's taxonomy places the organism in Eukaryota, Fungi, Ascomycota, Eurotiomycetes, Eurotiales, Aspergillaceae. The transcript has 2 exons. The coding region runs from base 1 to 1425 and encodes 474 amino acids.